Mucor mucedo is the source of this 2840-nucleotide messenger RNA. RefSeq lists its product as uncharacterized. Lineage: Eukaryota; Fungi; Mucoromycota; Mucoromycetes; Mucorales; Mucoraceae. The record is from RefSeq and is a predicted model, not a curated record. The coding region runs from base 54 to 2840 and encodes 928 amino acids. The transcript has 7 exons.
AUAAUAACCGACAUAGUGGUAAAAAUUCAGUGAUUAGAGCCUGAAUAUUUAUCAUGGAUUUAAAUACGAUACCAGCAACACAACAUUACGAUGCCGGCUUCGUCACUCUCAGUUAUAUCGUUUCAGUAAUCGGAUCAAUGACUGCAUUGGAACUGCUUCAAAGAAGAACUCACAUUCGCGGAUACUAUAAUUGGUUUUUACUUUUUGCUUCGGCUGUUGCGAUGGGCGGUGUGGGCAUAUGGUCCAUGCACUUUAUUGGCAACAAUAGUCUGACGAUUAGAAUGGCAACGGGGAAAGAAUAUUAUUUAACAUAUGCUCCCGGAUUCACAUUUGCUAGCUUAUUCGUUGCUAUCGGUGCCAUGUUUUUAGCUUUUGCAUUUGUCGGCAUUACAGAGGAAGCAAAAGUGAGAAGAAUCAUUCCUAGUGGAACUGUUGCUGGGUUUGGUAUUGUCUCCAUGCAUUAUCUCGGUCAAGUGGCAGUCAAUUUUUUCAUUUUAAAGAACAUCUUUUCAAUAAUGAUCGCUGCUAUUGUUAUUGCCGUAUUUGCAGUCAACGUAGCCUUAUUCGUGUUUUUUAAACUACGCGAACAAUGGGAGAACCAAUGGUAUAAACGACUUGCUUGUGCAAUGUUACUGGGUGGUGCUGCCUGUGGAAUGCAUUACACAGCGCUUUUAGGUACACUGUAUUAUCCCGGAAUUACAGACUCAGGUCCACCUAAACCCUUAAUGGGAACUUCAGCACUAAUUGGUAUGAUUGCCGGUAUUGUCAUAACAACUUGUAUAGUUUUGUUCAUCAUUGGCGCCAGAGCAUCUAUUCAAAACAGCACGUCGUUAUUUCAGUCAAAUAAAUCUCAAAAGAGACUGAUUUUGGAUACAGUUUUUUUCGAUACCAACGGAAGAAUUCUAGUCGGUGUCGAUGGUAUUGUUCCAAUGAAAGAAAUUUUAAAUGAAAUCCCAGAAGACGAAACGCACGAAACCUUCUCUACAAGCCAUCCACUUUUCACUCGAUUGUUUGAAACCACGAUUCAAUGGGCUAAAUCGAGAAACAGCAGUGACGAAGUCUAUGAUGCAAAUCUUAAUUAUCAAUCCUCUGACGAUAUUUACAACCUCGCGGAUCUGGGUCAUUUAUUCGAUUCUGUUUUGACUGCGAACACCAUUCGCACGAGAAGUAUAUUCUCAAAUGAUUCAAAGAAACGCGAAACACGAAGAGACUCCAGUACAUCAUCUGUUUUAUUGACGAAUUUAACUUCGAAGAAAAACAUUUUCUCGAAAAAGAAGAAUAAACAGCCAGUUAGUAGACCAGAGUCAGUUAUGUCACAAGUAGGCGAUGCAACUGUUAUUGAUAUUUUCAACAACCCUGUAUCGAAUGCUUUAGUAAUUACUCGCAACUUGUCUGUUCGUGAUUCAGAUUCGGAAGAUAGACAUAUAUUUUUGGUCAAGAAAAUCGAGUCUAACAAAGAUUUAGUUAAUCUUUUGUCGAUCGGAUUUCGAUUCGCCGAACCUAUUUUUAUUUCUAAAACAAUGGGCGAAAGACUUAAAGUGCCGUCAGAUUACAUGUUAAAUUAUUUCAAGGAUAUGCUUCAAAUGACAGAAACUGCAUCCGUAUUGUAUAAGCCUGUCAAGCCACUUGGCCAUGAAUAUUAUACAUCUCCCGCCCAACAAAGAGAAAAGCACGAAAAUGAUCUGCGAGGUGGUGUCUUUGUGGGUAUAUUCAGUCUUAUUGAAGAUGACGAUAUGCCUUACCUUAUUGUCAACAAGGAGACCCGUUACCGAUUUCCUAUGGUUCAACUGAAUCUCCAAAACGGCACCACUGAACUUUCGAGAGCAGAGAAAUCAGCUAUUCUUAGUCUUAGUGGGCAAUCAUUAUCCAGCAUUAGUUCCAUUACUGCAACAAAUUCGCGCAACCGUCAACGAAGAAGUUCCACCACAUUAUAUACUGAUACUUCCCCAAAUCAAAGUGUUGGCUCAGGAAAUACAUUGAUCAAUAUCAAGUAUAACAAUGAUGAUAGUGAUUUUUAUAGUUAUGGAGCUGAAUCAAGCACUUCGAUUGUUAAAAAUACGGAUGUAAAGACAGAACAAUUUAUGGAAGCCUUAGAAGCUGCAGCCGUAUCACUUAUCGGCAUGUCAAGUUAUGGAAAACCGUUGGCGGCGUCUGCAAAACUUUAUGGCGAUAUCAUUGAUAUUCCUGCUUUCUCCUUAAGACCUGGACCAUGUCAACUUAUCAUCUUUAAAUCUCACAUCACCACACCUGGAACUCGAUUUGCGAUUAACUCAACACUCACAGAAUCUAUCAAAUGUGUCCCUUUUCCUAUCUAUCGUAGCUAUGCAUACCAUAUUACGGAUGUAGCCGUCAAAAAAUACAGAGACGAAACCAAUCGACAUAGAACGCCUACCAAUUGUCUUAUAGAUCAACGGGUGUAUCAAAACACAGCGGGACAAAAUAACAAUUUGAUUGAGGAGAACCCGAGAUCGUCUUUUGAUGAAAACAAUCUCGAUCUUCAAGAAGAAGGAUCAACCGCACUUGCAACUAUUAUACCAGCGCCUAAAGGAGAAGUAUCUCCAAUGGAACAAGCAGCCCAAUUACAGUCAUUAUCAUCUUUACCUCCUCCACCACGCAUGAAGAGAACUAAGUUAACAUACCCAACUGGCAUUGCAUCACUCAACAAUAAUUUCUUUACAAAAGAUCUGGUACCCAACAUGAUCAAAGGUGUAAAUGUUUCAUCAUUGGAUCCUGGCAAUUCAAGUGCUGAAUCGUCAGCUCUGCUAAAUCUGUUACCUGCAACCGCAAGAUUUUGGUGGCUUAAUAAUAUGUACGAAGAGACACGUAGCUCAACCGAUUAA